AUGGAGAAAAUCAGAAGAGCAUCUCAUGCUGGUUCUUGGUACACAGACAAUCCUAAAGAGCUAGAAGAAGAGCUUGAGGGAUGGCUAAGUGCUGCUGGAUUAACGAAGUCUCCCGAUGUUCGCGGUGUUAUUGCUCCGCAUGCAGGUUACUCUUAUUCAGGUCGUGCUGCAGCUUAUGCUUUUGGAAAUAUUGACCCCACUAACAUUACUCGGGUAUUCCUUCUUGGUCCGUCACACCAUUAUUAUACGGCAAAAUGUGCUCUUUCAACGGCUAGAGUUUACAAAACGCCGAUAGGGGACUUACCUGUUGAUUUGGAAGUUAUUGAGGAACUUAAAGCCACUGGAAAGUUUGAGUUAAUGGACCUUCGUGUUGAUGAGGCAGAACAUAGCAUGGAAAUGCACUUGCCAUAUCUUGCUAAAAUAUUUGAAGGGCACCCGGUGAAAGUUGUACCCAUUUUGGUUGGUGCGCUUAGUGCUGAUAACGAGGCCAUGUAUGGGCGCUUGUUGGCAAAAUAUGUUGAUGAUCCAACUAACUUCUUUUCUGUCUCUUCAGAUUUUUGUCACUGGGGUUCUCGGUUCCAUUACACGCACUAUGACAAGAAAUGCGGCCCCAUACACAAGUCUAUUGAGGCAUUGGACAAGAUGGGCAUGGACAUAAUUGAAACAGGGAGUGCAGAUGCAUUUAAACAAUAUCUGUCCGAGUAUGACAACACGAUCUGUGGAAGACAUCCAAUUAGUGUUUUCUUGCAUAUGUUGAGGAAUUGCUCGACCAAGAUAAAGAUUAAGUUCCUCCGGUAUGAGCAGUCUAGCCAAUGCAAAACAAUGAGAGACAGCAGUGUCAGCUAUGCAUCUGCAGCAGCAAGGGUGGAUGCUUGA
Messenger RNA from Dovyalis caffra, 876 nucleotides. NCBI's taxonomy places the organism in Eukaryota, Viridiplantae, Streptophyta, Magnoliopsida, Malpighiales, Salicaceae. The record is from the annotation of a GenBank genome assembly.